This is a messenger RNA of Myxocyprinus asiaticus (Chinese sucker), 1136 nucleotides long. RefSeq lists its product as uncharacterized. The coding region runs from base 70 to 765 and encodes 231 amino acids. The transcript has 4 exons. The record is from RefSeq and is a predicted model, not a curated record. NCBI's taxonomy places the organism in Eukaryota, Metazoa, Chordata, Actinopteri, Cypriniformes, Catostomidae.
GCUAAAAGGAAGACUAGGUUUCUGCUGAGGGAGACAUAGGAAGGCAUUGUCUAUGUUCAGACUUUAAAGAUGAGCGUCUGCCUGCUGAUGAUCUUGUUAUCUCACGCUGUGGGUAAAGGGACAAUGCCAUUCAUAGUGACUCAGUGGCCAACAGUGGCUGAGGUGAUGGCUGGAGAAGAUGUCAUUUUAAAGUGUAACAUUGUGGAGUUGUACUCGCCGUGUUCCACAGUGGUUUGGCUGAGACUCAUUCCUGAGAAUGCAACUAUCAGUCUCACAGACAGAGUUCAAAUUGAUCUGCAUCACUCGUCCACCAAAUGGACCAAUAUUUGCACUGCAGUUAUCACCAGUUCAACAGUGCAGGACUCUGGUAUGUAUUACUGUGCAACUGUGCGGGGCCGCUUUGCUCAUUUUGGCAAUGGAUCAAGAGUCAUUGUGAAAGAACACACUGUGUUUCCUUUUAUCGAGAUUCUUUCACCACUGAUCCAGAGCAGUCAUUUAGUUCCACUUCAGUGUGUUGUGACCAGGGUCGAGUCUUCUCAAGUGCACAUGUUCUGGGUUAUAGAAGGGAGGAAAGAGAAAGCACAGUCCAUGUGGAUACACAGGCAUGACGGUGCCAUACCGCUCACCAGGAGCCAAAUCCUGCUAACUGCUGAGGAGUGGGAAAGGGAGGUACGGUGUGAUUGCAUGGUGGAGUUUGCAGGACAGCGUUACAUCAAGACACUUCAGCGACAUGGUGAAAUACAUCAAACUUGUGUCAUGCUGUAAAAUACAUAUAUAUAUCUCUCUGCUUCAUUUUUGGUCUCUUGCUUGUGAUAAUAGUGGCUGCCUACAAACAGAGCUGAAAAACUCAUCCGAUGUAUUGUGCAUGAAAAAACUAGUUUCAAAAAUCUGUCAUCUAUAUUUAGCUUUGAUCAAUAACUUGGCUUUUUUUGGUAAUUCACUUUGUAUUGCUGUACAUAGGAGAAAAGAUGAGAGCACUUAAGUGUAUUUACUGAUAUUUUUAGACAUUCUAUAUUUGAAAUGUUAAUUAAUAUAAAAGACUUCUAUUUGUUUGCAAACAGUGAUUAUUCCACAUUAACAUUUUGCAUUUGCAAGAAACUGAAUCAAAAGGUCACCAAUUACCUGCUUGCUUAUAU